UGAACCUUGGCGUAAUGAUCUGUUAACCGAUAAAAAAUAUGAAGAGCUAUAUUAUCUUACACCAGAAAUGAAAAAAGAAUACGAAUUAGAGUUAAAAAUAUAUUUAUCUUUGAUUUUAAAAGAUCUUAUAGCUGAAAAAGAUCAAGAAAUAAAUGCUAUUAAUCAAAGUAUAGGAAAUCAAAAAGGCAUCGGGAGUCAAUCGAAAUGGUGCAAAGAAUGCAAUACAACCAACAUUGAUAAUAAAAAAUGUACAUGCCCUAAUUGUCAUAAAAAAUUAGAUACAUUAGCUACUUUACAAGCAGAAUCUGCUGAAGAACUUGCACGACUUAAUAAUACAUUGCACCACAUGUUAUGCGAUAUGAUUGGGCAUACUGAUAAUGAAUCAUCAGGAGGUCAGUCGCAUUCAGAUUACACCUUAGAGUCACAACGAUUUCGAAUUCAAUUACGAAAAUUUGGGUUUUUGAAUCCUCAAAGCAAUGAUCGCACAUUUAGAAGCCUUGGAGAGGAGUCCCUACUUAGCGAACAGCUAAAAAAUUUUAGUGAUUUAGUAUGUGAAAGACGAAGAAGGUUUAUUGAUGAGACUUUCAAAAAAAGCAAGUCAAAUCACUUACUCCGGCCAAUACCUGUUACUGCUCAAGAAGAAGCAGCCGCCAUGGAUGAAGCAAAUAUUUCAAAGUAUCGCGGGUUAAAGCAAAAAAAUCGUAGCCAAUUACAAGAGAUCUUACAAAGUAUUAGAGACCUUUAUAAUGAGCAAGAUGGACUUGAAGAUGAAGUAGAACUAGAAAAUCAAAUGAAUUUAUAA
Molecule: messenger RNA, 802 nt
Organism: Cetraspora pellucida
Lineage: Eukaryota; Fungi; Glomeromycota; Glomeromycetes; Diversisporales; Gigasporaceae
Source: the annotation of a GenBank genome assembly